This is a messenger RNA of Haemonchus placei, 429 nucleotides long. The record is from the annotation of a GenBank genome assembly. Lineage: Eukaryota; Metazoa; Nematoda; Chromadorea; Rhabditida; Trichostrongylidae.
AUGCAACUUCAUCGACGUGCCAAAUUCAUUUGCGAAGCCGCUGUUUUGUUGGUGGGAAUGGCCAACAGAAUUGUGCCAUUCAUUGUUCACAUUUCAAAAGUGCACUUUAACAAUCACUUCGCAAACCAGGCGAUGAUGUCUCAAGCGGUGGCAAAUCACGGUAAUCCAUACAAUAAUCCUGCCCUUCAGAACAGUGCGUUUACACAGUUGCUGAACUUCCAACGGAAUGCCAAUGCCGCCGCAGUAAGCGCUGCGCCACGAUACAACUUCGACUACCCGGCUAAUACCAAGGCCAGCGAUCGACCGGCUGGAUUCAACAUGAUCACGCCUCUGGAAAAUAUCCAACGCUACACUCAGCAGGGUGGUUCGACGGCCAGCAGUCACCAGCAGUUCUCGUCCAGUAUAAUCAACCAAAUGAAACCCUAUUAG